Molecule: messenger RNA, 3073 nt
Organism: Caenorhabditis sp. 36 PRJEB53466
Lineage: Eukaryota; Metazoa; Nematoda; Chromadorea; Rhabditida; Rhabditidae
Source: the annotation of a GenBank genome assembly
AUGAACGUCAGUGAAAGCGACUCAUCGCCGACGCAGCGACACGGAUGGUCUCCCGGAAGAUCGGAAAGUCAACGCAUCGCGACGGUCAUCGAGGAGAAGAAGGAAAUCGGGUCGCCCGAGAUCGAGGCCACCGAGAUCGAUCCGUGCCGGGGGACGUGGGGCAACCAGGUCGAGUUUUUGCUGUCGACACUUGGAAUGGCCGUCGGACUGGGCAAUAUUUGGCGGUUCCCGACGAGAGCCUACAAUAACGGAGGAUGUGAGUGGUUGUUAUUGUGGCCGAACUAAUCCUCUUCCUCUUCCAGCCGCCUUCCUCGUGCCCUACAUCUCCUGCGCGUUGCUCUUCGGUCUUCCCGCCGUCUACCUCGAAUUCGUGCUCGGACAAUAUCACCGCACCACCGCGCCGAUCAUCUUCCGACGCUUUGGCCCGAUCUUUCAAGGCGUCGGAUGGAUGGCGGUGACGGUUUCCUCACUCGUCGCCAUCUACUACAUCAUCAUCAUCGGCUGGAGUACGGUGUACAUGGCGUCGAUUGUGAUGGGGCACACGGACAGCUGGAGCAAGUGUGGCAACGCGUGGAACGACAACUCGACGUGUCUCGAUCUGGUGUUGCAGAGCAAUUGCAGCAACUUCAACGCAAGCACAUAUGUGCCGCCGGUCUGGGCGAAUUUGAGCCUUUCCGGUUGGUGAUCAAGACGUUUUCGGGCCAGAAUUUGUGCUUUCAGGCCGCGGCGCUUCGUUCGUCUUCUUCCAAGGUACGUGCUACGACAAACUCGAUCUGCUAGCCAACAAAACCGUCACAGCAACCGAGCAAUACUUCUUGUUAGUCGACAGUAACCACCAGCGGACAACCGUAACCCUUUUGCAGCGAGUACGUCGUCACGCCCUCCUCCGGUUUUCUCGACUUCAACUCGAUGAACUCGAAGUCGUUCGCCGGCAUGAACGUCUGUUGGCUCAUCGUCAUUCUGAUUCUGUGGAAGGGCGUCGACUACAUGGGAAAAGCGUCGUACGUCAUCGUCACGCUGCCCUACGUCAUCAUCGUCUUGCUCUUCUUCCGCGGAAUCACGUUGGACGGCGCCGAAGAGGGAUUGUACUAUUACCUGGGCAAUCCGGAUUGGUCGAAAGUGUUCGCGCCGGCCACGUGGGGAGAGGCGCUGAAGCAACUGUGCUUUAGUCUCGGAAUCGGAUACGGUGGACUCAUCGGCUUGGCCUCGUUUAGCAAACCGGAUAACAAUUGCUACCGGGUAGGCGCUUAGACAUGCUAGAAACUUCAAAUUGUUUUAGGACGCCCUGAUCGUGAUCAUCGGCGACACGGCCAUGUCACUCGUCGGAGGCGCCGCCGUCUUCUCCACACUCGGAUUCCUCGCCAAACAGAAGGGAUGCGAAGUGUCCGACGUUGUCAACGAUGGCUUCUCGCUCGCGUUCGUCGCCUUCCCGGAGGCGCUCGGCCGUAUGCCGCUGCCCGAAUUGUGGUCGUUCCUCUUCUUCCUCAUGCUUUUCUUCCUCGGAAUCUCCACCGAAGUCGCCUACGUGAACGUCUUCUGCUCGGCGAUCUGUGACCAGUUUGUUGGCCUACGAAAGCGCAAGUGGCUGGUGGUGGUCGCCUGGUCCCUGGUGCUUUAUGUCGUUGGACUGGUGAUGGUCACCGAUGGCGGCUUCUACUGGUUCAUCAUGUUCGACGAGUACGCCGCCGGAGUCUCCUCGUGCGUCGCCGUCACGGCUGAAGUUUUGCUCGUCGCCUACGUAUACGGUAGGCGCGAAAAUGUGCAAAGUGUCGUACGGUUUGACGUGCAGGCCGCAAGAACAUGUUGACGGAUAUGAAGGAGAUGUUUGGAGAGUCGAAGAACAAGUGCAGUCGAUGGUUUGGCUGCCACUCGCCGUACUUUGGCUGGAACUGGAUGCUCAUCACUCCGGGCCUCGGCUCUAUUCUCAUCGCCCUGGCCAGCAUCAGAGACUAUCCGUACAUGGCCGACUCGCGCAAGUACCCCCUGGCGUUUGACGUUGUCGGUUGGAUUGUAUGCAUGCUUCCCAUCGCCAUGGUCCCAAUUUUUGCGAUGUUUGCCUAUUGUGAAUUCAAAAAACGGGGCCACGACUUGCGCGGACUGUUUAUGAAGCAAAGGCAACUCAAGUCGUUUGGACGCAUCUAUGCGCGCAUGGGAUUAGAGCAGAAAGUGAAGCAGGUUUGCGUAAUGAGAGGGUACUGACUAUGCAAACUUGGACAUUUUCCAGAAAAUCCUGCCGGAUCGUGAGCCGUGGGACGACAGACCGAUGGGAUACCAGUUUGACGACGAGACGGAUUCGUCGUCGCGCAGCUCGCUAUUGAGCAGUCGAACCGAACGGAGCAGACGCGGCAACUCGCAGACUCACAGCAAAACUCUGUAACGAAAAUGAAGGCUUUUUGUAAUUUUAUUAUCGCUUGUUUUCACUGUUAGUAACAGUCUGUUACUAUUGACGAUGAUUCCCAUGAUUCACAAAAAAGACGGCCAAUCCUAAGAUCUUGGCUAGAAAAGCUAUGAUUGAUUGACUUUAUGUACCAUAUAACUUGCCUAUUUCCACGUACUUAAGACCAUACCAGACGGUCUCCGAAGAUUAUCCUUUUCAGGAAAUCCUCUGGUAAGGUCUGAGAGAGCCCUGAAAAAGGCUCGGAAGGAUUUCCUGGAAAGGAUAAGCAUGUGGUCGCGCUGAAAACGGAAAUUGUAGAAGCGAUCCGGAAUGUGAUGGUCGAGCGAAAACACGAGUUUUUGCGGGUUUUGAACACAGGUAGGCACACAAGUUUUGACCCUUUUCAGAUGGAAAAACUUAUUUUUUUUUGCAGACAACAAAUCAACGUUCUGCGAUUCGGUUUGCGUACAAAAAGUUUCUACAAUAUUUUGACACGACUUCAAGUGAUUGAGAUUUUGCUCAUCAGUAAGUGUGCCCGCGAAUUCCGACUUCCGCAUUCCGCAAGCAGACAUUUUUUCGAUGAAAAAAGUUUCAGAGAACUCGGCGAAUCGUGACAUCGUCGAGACGAAGAAUAUUGUCGCGCGUUUCCGACGAACAAUAAUCGCGUGGCUUUUCGAGAAUGCGCUAUUCUUCUAA